CGGUGCUGCUGCUGUGUAGUAGCAGCCUCAGAAACAAGCCCAGAGCCCCGAGCCUCGUGGAUCCAAACUGGGCAGGUAGGGGCUCAUCGGUUAACCCAAUUUAAGAUUACAGUAGAUUUGGAAUUGCCUCAUUUAAGACUCGGGUGUAAGGAGGAAUCAGGAGAUGGAGGCUUGCUCGAUGAUUGGAGAGAGCACGGAUGCGAUAGUGAUGGAUGAUUCUCCUACAGAAGAAAGGGACAUUCAAGCUCGCAGAAGUGAGAUUCCUCGGUUGUCUCUGUGCCCUCCUGACAGCGAGUGUGAUGCAGAGGCCCAGUUGACAGUCAUCCAGUCUGAAGGGGAACUGUGUGACAGCUGCAGCAGCCUCGGCAGACCCUCUUCCUCCUGCCAGCUUUAUCACCAAGUUCCCCAGGGUCCUCAAACUGAGCUCUACGACUCUUCACAGCCCAGAAAAUGUCCCCACUGCAGCCACUACGGACCGGUCAAACUAAAAACCUGCCAAGACUGUCAUACAAACACAGCAGGUCCUCAUGCAGAUGGAGGGGUAAAAGCGGGACACACUUGUAGUUUAGCCCAUCAGACGUCUCAUCACGGAGCAGUGAGGUGCCAUUGGCUCCAUGGUUCAAAUGAGAGCGGGACACAGAAACCAAAGCAGAGACAUGUGGUGACAGUUAGGGAUGGAGGACUGUACUGCAUCCUUAGGAGUUAUUCCCAGCUGCUGGUGGACCAUCCGUUAGCGAUGUUGUUGGGUUGUGCUGUGCUGCUGCUGGGAUGUUCACUGGCAGGACUCUUCAUUGGGCCACUGCCGGACUUCUCAGAUCCACUUCUGGGCUUUGAGCCACGUGGAACGUACAUUGGCGUUCGCCAAUCCAGUUUGUCUGAGCUGCAGAAGAACACAGGCCCGGGGAAAACUCUGUCUCCUCUACCACAGACACUCAGUAAAAGUUUUGGUGGUGCUCCUGAUAGAGACAGCAGCAGCAGCAGAAGCAGCCAGUGGGCAUCUAGGCUUCGUAUUAAGAGGAUGCUGGCCCGAGAUUCUUCACCGAACACCUUCCUCUGCGAUGCUCCAGGCGAGCAUUUGGCUCAGUUGGUGUUUCGAUCAGAGAACUCAGCCAGUCUGUGGAGUCUGAAGGCCAUCCAUGCCAUGUGUGAGAUGGAGCAAUCCAGGAUUCGAUCCCAGGCUCAGUUCCAGGAUAUGUGCCAGCAGCAUGUGAGGGCUGAAGCUGAGGGAACAUCCAGAAGUGGCUGUUGUCCGAGCUGGUCUCUGGGGAAUUACUUGGCUGUCCUCACUAACGCCUCCUGUUGCCUCAGCCUCACCUCACACCAGGUGUCUGAGUCUCUGAACCUCCUCAGAAAAUGUGCUCAGUACUAUCAUGAAGGAAAAUUAGUGGAGGCCUGCGUCGAGAGACCCAAACUUGGAAGCUGCUCCUCUAUCCCAUCCCGCUGUAAGCAAUCCCGUGUGGUGUUCCAAAUCCUGCACUUCCUGGUCGAUAAGGACUUCCUUGGGCCGCAGACUGUUGAAUACCAAAUCCCUACACUGAAGUACAGCCUUCUGUUUUUACCCAUCGACAAAGGGGAGCACAUGAUGGAGAUGUACAUGAAGAGCCUUGAAGGCAGGGAUCUGACGUACAACAACACAACUAUCACUGGCAUGGACUUUGGCAUCAAGCAGACACUGUUCAAAUAUUACCUUACAAGAGAUUCCAUCUACCCUGUACUGGCUGUCACGUCUCUUCUCAUCACUAUGACUCUUUACCUGCACUCUCUCUUCAUUGUAGCAUUAUCUCUGAUAGCCAUCACAGGCUCCCUCCUGACGUCCUAUUUCUUCUACAAAGUAGCAUUUCGCCUGGCGUUCUUCCCCCUAGUCAACCUCUCAGCUGCUCUGAUUCUCAUGGGAAGCUGCUCCAAUCAGGUUUUCAUCUUCACAGAUUUCUGGAAUCUUCAGUUAUCCCAGAAUCCCUUGGCCUCCCUGGAGAAGAGAGUAAACAGAGCUAUGCAGGAAGUUGGCUAUUUGAUUUUAGCAUCAGGGCUGACCUCCAGUGCAGCCUUUUUCUCCGGUUAUCUCAGCAGCAUCACAGCAAUCCGAUGUUUCUCUGUUUAUCUCGGAAGUGCCUCGCUUAUCAGCUCAAUCUUGGCGUUGGUCUGGCUGCCCUGCUCUUUCAUUAUGCGUGAGCGCUACACACAAGCAUCCUCUGCAUCUGUAGCAGCGCAGGGGUGGAAACCAUGCUGCUCCAAAAACAACGGCGGAUUCUGGGAUACAAGCUCACGCAAGAGAUGCCUCUUCACUCUCAGGCAGAAGCUGAGAGAAUUAAAAAGAGGACUCAGCGACACUUCCAAUUUAUUAUUCAUGAAAAUCCUGCCUUGUGGAGUGGUGAAGUUCAGGUACAUCUGGGUAUGUUGGUUUGCAGUUCUCGCUGCUGGGGGCACAUACAUGACCUGCAUUGACCCCGGCAUGAAGCUGACCUCCUUAGGCAGCAGGGUUGCCCAGCUUUUCCGCUCCAGUCACCCGUUUGAGAGGUUCGAUUCAGAGUACCGUCACAUGUUUAUGUUUGAGAGACUGAGGAAUGGAGAGGAUAAACCAGUGACAGUAAAGCUUGUUUGGGGUGUCAAACCGACUGAUAGUGGGGAUCACUUUAACCCAAAGAGCAAUGGCUCUCUGGUUCUUGACCCAGACUUUAACAUGAGCCAGCCAGAUGCCCAGGUUUGGUUGAGGGACUUGUGUGGACGGGUUCAGAACCAGAGCUUUUAUUCCCCUCAAUCACCUGAAGAUAAAAAUGUCAUGACAGAUAAUAUCUGUCUUGUUGAGCAGCUUAUAAACUGGGUAUCUGUCAGGCAGUGCUCCGAGAGCAAUGACUCCCUCCAUUUUUGUUGUAAUGAAAUCCCUUUCCCCUACUCUCCCAGCGUUUUUGAGAACUGCCUCAGUAUGAUGCUGGCUGAGAGGUAUGCCGAGGGCCAUCUGGCUCACAGCGGAGGCCUGUUCUUCCAGCCAGAUGGCAGGGUCGCUGCACUCGUGUUGGCAUUCAAAACCACAUACCUCUACAGCUUCAACUUCAGCAGAACCAGUGUUUUCUACAGAGAGAUCCUCUCUUGGUUUAACAGAGAAAUAUCAGGAGCACCACAAGGGCUGGAGAACGGCUGGUUCAUCAGCCAUCUGUCUCUCUUUGAUUUACAGCAAUCUUUGAGCUCAGAGACUCUGGUAGUAGCUGGCUUCUCAGUAGCGCUCACAUUUGCUUUGCUGCUUUUCACCACCUGGAAUAUCCCACUAAGCAUAUACGGGACUGUUGCUGUCGGAGGUAGUGUUUUUGUCACUGUCGGCCUUCUUGUUCUACUUGAGUGGCAGCUGAGUGGAAUCGAGGCUCUGUUCAUAUCCUCAGCGGCAGGGCUAUCUGUUGACUUUGUUGCUAACUACUGCAUAUCUUACAGCUUAGCCCCUCACUCAGACAAAAUUGGGAAAGUAGCACAUGCCACUAAAAGGAUGGGAUGUCCUGUAGCAAUAGUUUCUGGUGCAUUUUUCUCCAUGGGGAUCAUCAUGCUGCCUUCCACAGUCUUGCUUUUCAGAAAACUAGGGAUCUACUUGUUUUUGGUUAAAUGUGUAGCGUGUGGAUUUGCGACCUUCUUUUUCCAGUCCCUCUGCUGCUUUUUUGGACCUGAAAGAAACUGCGGAGAGAUCACCCUGCCCUGUUGUUCGGAUCAUAAUGAUGCCGCUCUGUCCUCUUGCUCCGUGGCAGAGCAAGGUUCUUCGUCAGCCUCUGCGGCUAAUGGGUCAUUUGGCAGAUCCAGAGUGAGGAGGAGUUAUGAGACAGAAGCAGGUGGCUAUUUGUACCCCAACCACCAACGUCAGCAGAGGCAGAAGCCGCCCGGAGCAGGAGGAGGAGGAGGCGCGGGGCCGGAGCAGUAUGAGCUGCAGCCGUUGGCCUAUCGACUGAGCGACAGCUUCGAGAACAGCACCUGCACCAGUAAGCUGUCAAACAGACCCUCCGUGCUCUCUGAUGAGAUCGAGUUCUGUGGGAAAGAUGUAGACAGGAGUAGCAUGGAGGGGGACAGUGAAGACAUGUGCAGCCACCAACAUAAGAUCUGCCAAGCACCGCCAGCCCUCCAGACUUCAUCUCCUUACAAAGAAAACACCCUUCGCCCUGCAGCUCUGGCGCAAGAAGACGUAGCUAAGGACAAGCUGUGUAAAACAUGCAGAGGUCAGUCUGGUGGGGUGAAAAACUGGAACAACACCUCCUCCUACUCCUCAUCUUCUAGCAUUGAGGAAACUAUCAUCAGCCACACCCUGGAGACCUUUGACCAACUGUCUCUCUGUAAAGAGGGACAAACUGCAGAGCAGAGCCUCCAGCAACAUAAUGAGUCCACUGAGGGGAACCUCUUCUCCCAGUCCCAGAGCUCCUGUGAAGGCCUGGAGGACUCUAAUGAAACGUGCCUGAGUGACAUUGAACCAGGGCCUUCAAACACACAGCAGAAUGAAGGUGAGGAAGAAGAGGUCCAGUUACGGCCUGGACACCUAAACGGGAAGAGAGAUACACUUCGUCUCUCACUGAGAGAACCAGUUUAUGAGACUUGUAAUAAGAGACGCGUGAGCCAGAACGACGAAGUGGUGAUCUUACCCAACAGUAAGCCAGACCUGCCGGACGUUUGGAUAAAGAGAGAUGGACAACGAGAGGAUACAUGUUGAGCAAAGUUUUGGGGGAGUCUUUGAAACACUGUGCAUUAAAUGCUCUGAAUUUAUUUUUUGAAAAAUAAUUAAUGAGCUUAUACAAGCAUACAAUUACUUUAACUCAAAGGAAAUACAAGCCAACUGCAAGUGUGACAGCAUGUUAGUCUAAUGUGGCUGCUGAGGUUGUUACAGUGUAUGUUUCAUAUGAAAAAGGUCACAGCAUGACUGUUUCUACGGCCAAAGGUCAAUUUUAAGCAUGGCUUGUUUUCAACAAAAGAGAAGAAACAUAAAACUGCUCUCAUUGAGGAGUGCAGAGUUUACUUUGUGCCUGGAACUUUUCAACACCUUCACAGCCUGUGUUAAUACAACGACAGUGCUACCUGUGUGCAACCACUGGCCUUUCUUCCUGCUGGUAUCGACCUUAACGAGCCAUACACAUCAACAAACAUCAGGGUCCGGUUGUUGCUGGUUUUUCAAAAGACUAAGGGUUAGAAAAUUUGAUUAGAUCAGCUUUAAUUUAUCUGGUUUUCAGAUUAGAUUUUAAACUAUAUUGGAUUCUAUUUGGAAAAAAACUCAAAUUUCUGUUGCUCUUUUGAGAAUAACUGGGAUAAAUAUGAUCCCAAAAUCAGGGUUAUCCUGAUCCAAUCAGAGGGCUGGACUCAGGAAAAAAUGCAAAGACUUUUAAAAGCUGAAUACAUAUAGUUAAACAGUAGAUGAGGUAGACAGGGUAUGAAAAAAUGAAAGGAUUUCGUCCUCAUAAAAUAACUAGAUGUCAAUAUCAGACAGAAUAUUUCAUGUGAAGCCCAUGUGAGGAGUUUUUUGACAGGUUAAGAAAAAGAAUGGAAUUGAUUCCUGCAACCACUGUGAUAUCAACAACAUGUAAGAGGUACCUUUCAUCUACAGGGGGCGCCAAAAUCAACCCAGACAGAAAGCUUGUCAUAGGGGCUUUAAAGCCUUGUGUGGUUUCUGGCGCCCCCUGUGCACAAGCUAGAGCACAGGUCAUCUGGAUAUGGUAGCCCUAAAGUCUAGGUUGAUCCUUUCUAGUCAUUCUUUGAAAAACUGGAACAAAAGUUACCAGAAAAGGAAAACAGGAAAGGAAAUUAAACCAUUCGAACAACUGGGCCCCAAAUAUCAAAAUCUUAAAAUGUACAUAUUAAGAAAACAGAAAAUCUUGACUUAGUAGCAGAAAACUGCCACUACCUACAGUCAGUAGGUUUCACAAUGUUCUGAUAGUAUGUACAGUAUGCCCUUUGUGACCAUGACAUUUAAACAAGAAACCUAGUCAGUCAGUAAAGUAUCAUUUGUAGUGUCAUAGCUCGUUUGCAUUUAGUGUUUUACCUGUCAAAUUUAAAGUCCUGCUGUUUGUUCCAGCUUCAGUGCCAAAAUGUGUUUCUUACUUAAUGUACAAAAAAGGUUUCUUAUAAUACAUGAUAUUAAAUAUGUGUUUAUACAUAUCUGCUGGCAAAUUAAGGUGCAUACAAACUUUCAAAUCCUUCUACUGUAUGCCUUAGUGAAAGACAGCUUUUUCUAUUUCACAGCAGUAGCUGUACCAUCACACGCAGCUGCCUAAACAGCUUAUGAUUUGUGUACAGACCUCGCUGCAGCACUGUUAACAGAGUAUCUAAAGGAACAAAAGCCUUCAUGUACACCCUGUCCCACAGCUGAUGUGUCAUAUCAGCUGAUACUGUGUUUCUCUAUCAAAUUACUGUAUUUAUGACAUGAACAGCAUGUGCCAAACGUCUUUCAACUGCUUUAUUCACAUGCUGAAACAACAGAAACUGUGUUUAGUGUGUGUGCUGUGGAUGUGUCCUUUAAUGAAGGUAAAUCAAGAUAUGUAUGGUUCUUAGUUGGAUGUUAGAUAGAUAUAUAAGAGGUGUUAGAGAUGGUGAUUUAGACCUGGAUAAGAACAGAUGUGUAAAUGUGCCUAUGAGCAGUGUAGUUUUCAAGCUUAAAGAAGUGUUUGCUUUUGACUUCUUGUCUGUAACAUCACAAUCGUUCAACAAGCCUUCACUUCACAUGACUCAGCCAUAGGCUUUCUAUUGAGAAAAAAAUACAAAAUGUCACCACUGUCUUCAAUAAUUACUGAUGUCAAUGUUCAUUUUUCACAAAACUGAAAUAAAAUAAAACAUUUAUUUUCCUG
Notolabrus celidotus (New Zealand spotty) is the source of this 6794-nucleotide messenger RNA. It is a transcript of the gene disp2, whose product is annotated as dispatched homolog 2 (Drosophila). The coding region runs from base 164 to 4672 and encodes 1502 amino acids. NCBI's taxonomy places the organism in Eukaryota, Metazoa, Chordata, Actinopteri, Labriformes, Labridae. The record is from RefSeq and is a predicted model, not a curated record. The transcript has 10 exons.